Molecule: messenger RNA, 2156 nt
Organism: Glycine soja
Lineage: Eukaryota; Viridiplantae; Streptophyta; Magnoliopsida; Fabales; Fabaceae
Product: MLO-like protein 10
Exons: 15
Coding region: 173-1975 (600 amino acids)
Biological process (GO): defense response
Cellular component (GO): membrane
Source: RefSeq, a predicted model, not a curated record
CAAUGGGCUAUAGUGUCUAAGCAAUUCACAACUUCCUUCCUUCGUUCUAAGCAACACUCUCAAUUCGUAUAUAAUAAAACCUCUUUCUUUAUAUUCUCUUCACGAGGAACACCGACACAUAAUUCCUACAUAAAACUAAAACCUGUUUCUAAGUUCUAGUCUUUUUUUUUCCAUGUAUAGCUCAAAGUUCAGAAACCUGUUUUGUUCCGUGUUGUUUUCAUGGCUCUGUUUUGGAGGUUUGGCCAUGGCAGCUGGUGGGAGUAGAAGCGGUUCCAGAGACCUCGACCAGACACCAACAUGGGCCGUUGCUGCUGUCUGCACUGUUUUCAUCUUGAUAUCCAUAGCACUCGAAAAGAGCCUCCACAAAGUUGGGACGUGGCUUGUACAAAAGCACAAGACGGCUUUGCUCGAAGCUCUGGAAAAGGUCAAGGCUGAGUUGAUGAUUUUAGGUUUCAUUUCACUGCUUUUAACUUUCGGGCAGAGUUACAUUGUCAGAAUAUGUAUUCCUGAAAAGCUCGCAGACAUUAUGUUACCAUGUCCGUAUAAGGAAGCCAAAAAGGCAUCAGAUAGUGAAGAGGAACAUCGUAGGAAACUUUUGUCCUAUGAGCGUAGAUAUUUAGCUGCUGAUACUGCCUCGUUCAAAUGCAGCAGGGAGGGACAUGAGCCACUUUUAUCUGUCAAUGGAUUGCACCAGUUACACAUCCUCAUAUUCUUCUUAGCAGUCAUUCAUGUGUUUUACAGUGCUAUCACAAUGAUGCUUGGAAGACUAAAGAUACGUGGAUGGAAGGCAUGGGAGGCGGAGACUUCAACUCAUAAUUAUGAGUUCGCCAAUGCUGCUUCAAGAUUUAGGUUUACUCACGAAACAUCAUUCGUGAGAGCCCAUACCAGCUUUUUGACAAGGAUUCCCAUCUUCUUCUACAUUCGCUGCUUCUUUAGGCAGUUUUAUAGGUCUGUAAAUAAGACUGACUACUUGACUUUGCGCAAUGGGUUUAUCACUGUCCACCUGGCUCCUGGAAGUAAAUAUAAUUUCCAAAAGUUUAUCAAAAGAUCAUUAGAAGAUGACUUCAAGGUGGUUGUGGGAGUCAGUCCUAUCCUCUGGGCAUCAGUUGUAGUUUACCUUCUCAUCAAUAUUAAUGGAUGGCGUACCACAAUUUGGGCAGCCUUAAUUCCUGUUGUCUUAAUUUUGGCUGUUGGAACAAAACUUCAAGCUAUAUUGGCAAAGAUGGCUCUUGAAAUCACCGAAAGACAUGCAGUUGUCCAAGGAAUGCCUCUUGUCCAGGGCUCAGACAAAUACUUUUGGUUUGGUCAACCACAGUUAGUUCUUCAUGUUAUUCAUUUUGCUUUGUUCCAGAACGCAUUCCAAAUAACAUAUAUCUUGUGGAUAUGGUAUUCUUUUGGGGUGAGAAACUGUUUCCGUACUGACUACAAGCUUGCAGCAUUAAAAGUAGCUAUAGGGAUUUCGAUGCUAUGCCUCUGCAGCUAUAUCACCCUUCCAUUAUAUGCUCUUGUAACUCAGAUGGGUUCAAGGAUGAAAACAGCAGUAUUUGAAGAGCAAACAAACAAGGCUCUGAAGAAAUGGCACAUGGAUGCGAAGAAGAAGAAGAAGAAGCAUGUAGGAACAGUGACACUAGGAAAGUCGAGUGCACGAAUCAUGGAUGGAAGCCCCAUUGGUAAUUCUUCAACAGUGCACUCCUCCUCUGUUCCCACACUACACCGUUUCAAAACUACCGGCCACUCAACAACGUACGAGGAUCAAGAUCAUGAUCAUGAUCAUGAAUAUGAAUCCGAUGAUGUUGAGUUGUUUCCUGUGUCGUCGCAAACAACUAGCUUCAUUGUAAGAGUGGACCGUGGCGACCAACAACAACAAGCAGAAGAAGAACAUAGACAACAUAGUGAGGGAGAAACCAACAGUAGCAGUGAAGGUGAAUUCUCAUUUGCAAAACCUGACCCCGUAGAAAUUAGAACCACCACAUAGCAGCAUAUAUUCACCUCUAUUCUUUUGCAAUAUCUUCACAUAAAAAAGAAGAAAAAAACAUUUUCUAGAUCAUGGGGUAUCUUGAAACUUAGAGAUGAAUUUUUACAUUCUUGAUCAGCAUAAUUCACUUGCUCCUAAUGGAAGCAUUGCCCUCACAUUAUAUCCAUGCUUUUAACGUCGA